UGAACAGUUGGGUUGCUAGGCUUCCCUACUCCUUCGAGAAGCCUGGCUGAUUUCUGCUGCUUCUUUUGGACCUUGACUCACUUGCCUUGGAAAUGGACCCCAACUGCUCCUGUGCCACUGGCACCUCCUGCACGUGCUCCAGCUCCUGCAGCUGCCAGGACUGCAAGUGCACUUCCUGCAAGAAGAGCUGCUGCUCCUGCUGCCCAGUCGGCUGCUCCAAGUGUGCCCAGGGCUGUGUCUGUAAAGGGGCAUCUGACACCUGCACCUGCUGUGCCCAAUGUGGGGACAGUGCUGCUCCCAUGUGUAAACACAGUGACACUUGUACAAACCCAGAUUUGUUUUUCAUACAACUCUGACC
Nannospalax galili (Upper Galilee mountains blind mole rat) is the source of this 358-nucleotide messenger RNA. RefSeq names its product metallothionein-1-like. The transcript has 3 exons. The coding region runs from base 93 to 356 and encodes 87 amino acids. Gene Ontology annotation, molecular function: metal ion binding. NCBI's taxonomy places the organism in Eukaryota, Metazoa, Chordata, Mammalia, Rodentia, Spalacidae. The record is from RefSeq and is a predicted model, not a curated record.